AAUUGGGCGAGCCUAUCUUUUCCUGCCCCCUCUCUCCAUCGGUUUCUUUCUCUCUCUUUCCUCUCUUCUCUCUCGCUUUCUCUUUCUUUCUCCAUCACACCCACAAGGAAGUGAAAGAACCCUAGAGGCAGCAGUCCUCUUCAAGGUAAGCCCCCAAAGCUCUUGUUUUUAAUUGCCCAGAGCUUGUUGCUAGUGACCGCUCCAUGUUCCAAGAGAGGCCACAGAAGGAGGAUGAAUUUUUAUUUCUUGCCAUGGAUUGGCGAUUGGAGGGCAAUGGUGGAGAUGGGCUGACCAGAGCCGCAAAGAGAUUCACUUUUGCUCGUCCGGUUCCUGUAAUUGGAUUUAUUUGUUGGAGUCGCCGAGAUGGACGACGACGGCAGCCUAGGUAUUCGCAAUUGGGGCUUCUACGAGACGGUGAAAGGCAGUCUCGGCCUGCAGCUGAUGUCGUCGGUGGCCUCCGACCGGGACACGAAGCCACUGCUCCCAAACGGCAGUACCUUCUUGCAGCACCAUGGGCAUCACAAUGCCCCGCACCAGCAACACCCACAACAUUUGCACCAUCCCCGUGACUGUGGCGGUGCCUCUGGCGGCAUGCCCACAGAGCCGCCAUCUGUACACAUGGACUUUGUGCGCAAUGAAGCUUGGUUGCACCCCUCGCAGCAUCAGCAUCCCCGUCAACAGAAGGUCCUUCACCAUCUCCCUGUUGGACCAGUUGGACAUGUUGGCCAUCCUGCCGUGCAUCACCACCCUACUGGCUAUGGGAUGAUGACGGACCCACAUGGCGUGCACACUCUGCAGAUGAUGCAGCCACAGGCACAGGCACAGGCACAGGCACAGCCGCAGCCGCAGGAUCCUCCUCCAUCGAAGGAGGAGAGCAUGCCACCACCGCUUAUUGAGGACCAUUCUGUGGUAAAGAAUGAACCGCCAGUGAAGAAGAGGCAGCAACGUCGGCAACCUAAGUCACCAAAGCCAAAGAAGCCUAAGAAGGUUGCUGCUCCGCGGGAGGAUGGGGUGCCCAAUAGGCCUGCGCCCCGAGGAAGGGGACCAAGGAAGACCGUGGGCAUGGUGAUUAACGGUAUUGAUUUGGACCUUUCAAGGAUAGCAACACCUGUGUGCUCAUGCACUGGAGCUCCCCAGCAAUGCUACAGGUGGGGUGCAGGUGGCUGGCAGUCUGCAUGCUGCACCACUUCUAUUUCGAUAUAUCCACUGCCAAUGAACGCGAAGCGUCGGGGCGCACGCAUUGCUGGAAGGAAGAUGAGCCAAGGUGCAUUCAAAAAAGUGCUUGAGAAGCUAGCUGGCGAAGGCUACAACCUUGCUAAUCCGAUUGACUUGAAGACCUUUUGGGCCAAGCAUGGCACAAACAAGUUUGUAACGAUCAGGUAAAAGACAUGUCAUGUCGCCUUGUAGGUUCCAAUGAUGCAGCUUGCCCUGAUUUGUUGUCUGUAUGUACUCUAUGUGCCAAUCUGCGGAAGUUUUUAGAAGUAGCUUUGUAGCCAUGUUCAGUUUCUUGGACUAAAUUUACAUGCCCAUCUCAGAGCUUUAGAUAUCGACUUUAUGGAAGUUGGUCUGUAUCGGUUCACAAAAAUUGUAGCAUAAUGACAACAGUCUCUAAUUUAGAUGGCAUGAAAUUUAGUGCAUCCAAUGUCAGUGUUCGUAAAAGCUAAUGGCAUUAUAUGGAGUUUUUCUCUUGUGAAAGACUAUUGCAGCA
Messenger RNA from Phragmites australis (common reed), 1708 nucleotides. RefSeq names its product protein Barley B recombinant-like. Bases 364 to 1383 code for a protein of 339 amino acids. Gene Ontology annotation, molecular function: sequence-specific DNA binding; DNA-binding transcription factor activity. Gene Ontology annotation, biological process: response to ethylene. NCBI's taxonomy places the organism in Eukaryota, Viridiplantae, Streptophyta, Magnoliopsida, Poales, Poaceae. The transcript is spliced from 2 exons. The record is from RefSeq and is a predicted model, not a curated record. Gene Ontology annotation, cellular component: nucleus.